This is a messenger RNA of Haplochromis burtoni (Burton's mouthbrooder), 4016 nucleotides long. RefSeq names its product tripartite motif-containing protein 16-like. The transcript has a single exon. Lineage: Eukaryota; Metazoa; Chordata; Actinopteri; Cichliformes; Cichlidae. The record is from RefSeq and is a predicted model, not a curated record. Bases 8 to 1708 code for a protein of 566 amino acids. Gene Ontology annotation, molecular function: zinc ion binding; protein binding.
CAUUCACAUGCAUUCACUGACACUUUGUCUAUGGGGAGAAAUGGCACAGAAAGGAUUUAAGAUUGCUGGUGACAAACUCUCCUGCGCGAUCUGUUUGGAUCUACUGAAGGAUCCUGUGACUAUUCCCUGUGGACACAACUACUGCAGGGACUGUAUUAAAAUUCACUGGGAUGGACAGGAUCAGAAGCACAUCCACAGCUGUCCUCAGUGUAGACAGACCUUCAUACCGAGGCCUGCUCUGGUGAAAAACACCAUGUUAGCAGAGUUGGUGGAGGAAGUGAAGCAGACUGGACUGUAUGCUACUCCUGCUGAUCACUGCUAUGCUGGACCUGAAGAUGUAGCCUGUGAUGUUUGUCAUGGGAGAAAGCUGAAAGCCUUCAAGUCGUGUCUGCACUGUGUGGUCUCUUAUUGUAAACACCAUCUCCAGCCUCAUAAUGAUGUAGAUGGAUUAAAGAAACACAAACUGGUCAACCCAUUCAAGAAGCUUCAGGAGAACAUGUGCCCUCACCACAGUGAGGUAAUGAAGAUUUUCUGUCGCACUGAUCAGCAGUGUAUCUGUUAUUUGUGCUCCAUGGGUGAACAUAAAGGCCACGACACAGUCCCAGCUUCAACAGAAAGAACUGAAAAGCAGAAAGAGCUGAAGCCGUGUCAUGAAAAAAUUCAACAGAGAAUCCAAGACAGAGAAGAACAUGUUAAGGUGUUUCUGCAGGAAAUGGAAGCCAUUAAUGAGUCUGCUGAUAAAGCUGUGAGGGACACUAACAAGACACUUCAACAACUAUUCCUUCUCAUCAAGGAAAACAUUUCUGAUAUCCAGCAACAGAUCAGAUCCCAACAGAGAACUGAAGUAAAUCGAGCCAAAGAGGUUCUGGAAAAACUGCAGGAAGAGCUCAGGGAACUGAAAAGGAAAGAAGCUGAACUGGAACAGCUCUCUCACACAGAGGAUCACACUCAGUUUCUACACAUGUUCCCUUUGUUCUCAAAUUUUACUGAAUGUACAGAGGUACCCUGCACUAAACGUCAUCCUCUGCUGUACUUUGAUGAUGUGCCGGCUGCUGUAUUAGAGGUGAAAAAUAAACUACAGGACGAUCUUCAGGAAGGAUGGCAAAACGUUUCCCGCACAGUGACUGAUGUAGACGUGUUGCUACCUCAACCAGAGCCACAAACCAGAGCGGAAUUCUUGAAGUUUUCAACUCAGCUCACACUGGAUCCAGACACUGUAAACAUGCGGCUGUUAUUAUCUGAAGAGAACAGAAGGGCAACAUUUGUGAGUAAAAAACAGGCAUAUCCAGGUCACCCUGAAAGAUUCAUGAACAGGUCUCAGGUCCUGAGCAGAGAAAGUCUGACUGGACGUCACUACUGGGAGGUACUGUGGAGCGGGUUUGGUAUUUACAUAGCAGUCGCAUGCAAAAGCAUAAGCAGAACUGGAGAUGAAAGUGAAUUUGGAAAUAAUGAUAAGUCCUGGGCGUUAAAGUGUUCUUCUAUUGAGUAUGAAUUAAGUCAUAAAAGAGUAUUGGAAUUUUUUUCAGGUCCUCAGUCCUCCAUAAUUGGAGUGUACCUGGAUCACAGAGCAGGUAUUCUGUCCUUCUACAGUGUCUCUGACACCAUGACUCUCAUUCACAGAGUCCAGACAACAUUCACUCAGCCGCUCUAUGUUGGACUGAGGGCUUAUCAUUUCUUAGGAUCAGACUCCUCUGCUGUGUUUGUUUGAGUUUGAGUAUGCAGAAUGAAGUAAUUACUUUUUGUGCUUUUCUUGUGCGUUUUUUGAAAUUAAAUAUAUAACCCUUGGUUGGUUGCACCCUUGAAUGUUAAAGAGGACAUGGUAAAAAUGGUAAAUGGCCUGUAUUUGUAUAGCACUUUACUUAGUCCCUAUUGACCCCAAAGUGCUUUACUUUGUGAAUGACUACGUUCAGUCACUAUUGAUGGCAAGCUACAUUAUAGCCACAGCUGCCCUGGGGCGCACUGACAGAGGCGAGGCUGCCAGGCACUGGCACCACCGGGCCCUCUGACCACCAGCAGUAGGCAACGGGUGAAGUGUCUUGCCAAAGAACACAAUGACGGAGACUGUAGGAGCCGGGGCUCGAACCGGCAACCUUCAAGACGACUUGCCAAUGCUUGAGCCACGAUCACUCCAUGGAGAAAACACAUUUGCAUGCAUAAAUAAAUGUAUUAAAAUAAUUAACAAAAAUGUCAUGCUUUGACCAGAGAUUGUAAAUUGAAAAAUUUAUAUUUUAUUUUCUGUAUCUUUUGAAAAAUAUUUUGCUCAUCAUUAUAGUUUGUCAUAGAUGAAAUGCAUUUCAUUUUAUUUUGUUAAAUUUUUAACUCAUAAAUAUUUUCAUAAAAUGCUGUAGUAAUGUAUCCACAAGUUGAUCACCAGUUAUCAAAUAAAUUUGCUUUAAAAAUGUAUGUUUCUUAAAUGAAGUAUCUGUGUCUGUUUAUUUAUAAACAUGAGUAUUUUGUUCCAUGUUUUGAAUAACCAGUGGAGUUUUGUUGUUUCAUUUUCUUAAUCUAUGCUUUUAGUUGCUCCACAGCGUAGUGGUUUUUCUUGUUUGGCGAAUGCAUAGAAAUGCAAUGGAGCCUAAACUUUUCUUAAGUGGGCAGUAUGGAGUAAAACCACUGCAGAAAGAAACCCUUCUAAACUGACCGUAUUUACAAAACAGAUAAACAGCCUGAUGUAUCUUAAAAAAUAUGGGUAUUUUUUUAAAUAAAUCUCAUAUGUUUUUCCACAUUCAAAGUUUGCAGCCAUUCAACGUUCAAGACCAGUUUGGUCCACAAAUAUUUGGACAGAGACAACUUUCUUAUUUUGGUUCUGUGCGUUACCAGAAUGAAUUUUAAAUGAAACUCAGAUUCAGUUGAUUUUCAGACUUUCAGGUUUAAUUCAGUGGGCUGAACAAAAAGACUACAUAAAAAAAUGUAAGGAACUAAAGCAUUUUUAACACAGUAGUUGUUUAAAUGCUCAUUUCUGAUUCUUGGCUGAAAUCCCUUUGCUGGCAAUAACAGUCUUAAAUUCAUGAGCAUCACCAGAUGCUGGAUUUCCUCCAUUUUAAUGCUCUGCCAGGCCUUUACUGCAGUGGCUUUCAGCUUUCUGUCUAUAACAAGUGAAAUGCAUGCUCAGCUGGGUAAAGAUCAGCUGACUGACUUGGCCAUUUAACUAUAUUCCACUGCAUCCGCAUCUCCUCUGGUGUGCCACCACAGACCACGCUCUGCCACAGGGAUAGUUUUUGUGCCUAUGCAUAUGUCUUUCACUUUGGUUCGGCCCAGGCGGGUCCAGUAAAGACACAUUCUUCUUCAUUCACAGCUGGGUGCAGGUUUCUCCAAACUUAAAAACAAUAUCUUUGCACAAUGACUUAAACUAGCACCAUUGGAGAAUAAACUCCUGGGUUGCUUUGACUGUAUGUUUUGGGCCAUUGUCCAUCUGUGUUUCAAACAGUUUUUAUAACUUCACACCAAUAUUUGACAUCUGCAUGAGCUAAAUAGUCUCAAUAAAGAAAUGAUUUGAUUUGUCCACCUAUUUUUAAUCCUGGCAUAAAUCGCAAAUCAUUAUUUGAGAAUUUAAUUCCCCCCCAAAGAGGGUAGCAUUCCACAUUGUUGCCUUUCAUCAGAAAUAGUACUUAGAGCUCUGCCCAAAUACUUCAUACAAAGAGAUGACAUUGACCCAUGCUCUCAUUUCUUUUAAAUGCUGUUUGACAAACUUGAAGGUCUGAUUGGUUCCUCUUUUUUUGACUCGUGGACUUCUGAGGCUCUGUUAGAGUGACUGUCUGCUUGAUGGUGAUUUCCCUAAUCAAUGAGCUAUUUGUCCUUUUUGUUCUUUUUCACAAAUGAACUUUACAGGUUUUUUAUACCGUGGUCGUUGUCUCAGUUUUACCAUUAUGGCCUUUUCUGGAUUGUAAAAGAACCACGGCAGACCCGGCGACAUGUUGAUGCUUUUCAGCAUCUUUAAAAAGUGUAUUAACCACAGUUGCUAUUACAAACACACAAACAGUUGUAGCUCUACAUCCAGCCGCACAUAUCACCACCAA